Messenger RNA from Hydractinia symbiolongicarpus, 1531 nucleotides. Its product is annotated as 3-galactosyl-N-acetylglucosaminide 4-alpha-L-fucosyltransferase FUT3-like. Gene Ontology annotation, molecular function: alpha-(1->3)-fucosyltransferase activity. NCBI's taxonomy places the organism in Eukaryota, Metazoa, Cnidaria, Hydrozoa, Anthoathecata, Hydractiniidae. Gene Ontology annotation, cellular component: membrane. The record is from RefSeq and is a predicted model, not a curated record. The transcript has a single exon. The coding region runs from base 281 to 1441 and encodes 386 amino acids.
AAGUUACCUUAAAUUGAUGGUUUGGUAUUUUCAAAACAUCGAUAUAGAUAUUAUUUGAAACGUUAAGAAUUGUAACGCAGUCAAAUCCUGUGCUGGAACAUUUAUUUAUUUAUUUAUUACAUAUUUUAAUUACGCUGUAUAUAUGUAAUACCGACAAUGCUAAAAAUUUGCAAUAUUUGUGAGCAUUUAGCCUGGACGCAAAACUAUUUAUUAUCAGCGGUUCUUAACAAUUUACUGGAUAUCGCUCAGUAUAAAUCCGCGGGACCAAUUAUAGUACAAAAUGCAGACCAGAAAAAAGAUGGCAUAUUUUGUGAUAUUAGUUGCAGUGUUUUAUGUCAUUUUUAAUCGACGUUCUCUGUACCACUAUUUCAUUCGUCCAUCUUGUUCAAGAACAGAACAUUUUCAGACAACUUUUACGCAUGCGCAAACUAACCACUCCGAAAAACUAAUAUUGUUCUACACCUCAUUUUUUGGUAAAAAGCCAUGGAUUUUUGCGUGGGAGUUUUCCAAUUACACUGAAUCUUGUGGCUGCUAUUUCAGAGGAUGUAAAAUAACAUAUGAACAAAAUAUGUAUCCAGUGAGUGAUGUUGUUAUUUUUCAUGGAAGAAAUAUGCCUUGCGUGAAAACUUUAGUAAAAUUGCAUAGUCAAAGAAAACAUGGUCAAUUAUGGGCGUAUUUUAAUUUGGAGAACCCGCUUCUUACGCCCUCCGUGAAACCUCUAGAUGACUUUUUCAAUCUUUCGAUAUCAUACAAGCUUAAAUCAGAAAUCCACAUGCCCUAUCGUUAUCACAGACGUAUAAAUUUUAGAAAAGUUGGAAAUACAACUAAAAUUAACUACGCUAUUGGUAAAACAAAACUGGUCGCGUGGAUGGUUAGCAACUGCAAUAAAUUACGUGACGAUUUGGUGCGUAAACUCGCUUUAUAUGGUAUACACGUCGCAGUUGGUGGAAUAUGCAAAAAACAUUUUCGUAACCGGUUAAAUUGCAUCUCCGGGAACUGCACGGGAGAAUUGAAUAAAUACAAAUUUUAUUUCGCUGCUGAAAACAACCUUUGUAAAGACUAUAUCACUGAAAAGUAUUGGGAAAACAGUUUGCGUAGAAACCUGGUGCCUAUAGUUUUAGGAGGGGCUAACUAUUCUAACCCUGAUUUAGCUAUACCUGGUUCCUACAUAGAUGCGAUGAGAUUUAACAAUGUCAGGGAGUUGGCGGCGUAUAUUUUAAAGGUUAACUCAGACGAUAAGAAAUACAAUGAAUAUUUCAGAUGGAAAGAACACUGGGAGGUUUUAAAAUUUCAGCAAGGCUGCAAUUAUUUCGUCUGCAAUCUAUGUCAAAAAAUACAACAAAAAGCGAUUCCAACAAAAAGUAAUUCUUUAUCAUCAGUGUUUCAGCCAAGCGAUUGUUAUGGCAACGAGAUGUUUUUUAAAAAAUGGCUGCAAAGAUGAACUUUUUGAGUCGGAAGCAUUUAUAAGGAUAGCAAAGGAGCAAAUCUACCCUUCCAAGAAGCAUAUAAUUGCAUUCCAUGCAUGUGAAGU